CAGCACUGCGCCCGGAGCCGCAGCGGGAGCGGGAGCGCCGGGGACGGCGGCGCGGGAGCCGGCACCCACCGCUGGAGGGGCGGCGACGGCGGCCGGAGCAACGUCGGGAGGCGAGCGGAGGCGACAUGGCCGAGUUCCCGUCUAAAGUGACCACGCGGACCAGCAGCCCCACGCAGGGCGCCGGCGCCUCCGUCUCGGCGAUGCGCCUGGACCUGGGCUUCGUGCGCUCCAGGCUCGGAGCGCUCAUGCUGCUGCAGCUGGUGCUGGGGCUGCUGGUGUGGGCCCUGAUCGCCAGCACCCCGUACCACCUGUACCCGGCCUACAGCUGGGUGAUGUUCGUCGGUGUCUUCCUCUGGCUGGUGACAAUCAUCUUCUUCGUCCUCUACCUGUUUCAGCUGCACAUGAAGCUGUACAUGGUGCCCUGGCCGCUAGUGUUAAUGAUCUUCAAUGCCGGCGCCACCGUCCUCUACAUCACCGCCUUCAUCACCUGCUCCGCGGCAGUCGACCCGACGUCCCUGAAGGGCACGCAAGCCUACAACCAGCGUGCGGCCGCCUCGUUCUUUGCGUGUCUAGUGAUGAUUGCCUACGCCGUGAGCACCUUCUUCAGUUUCCAGGCCUGGCGAGGGGUACGCAGCAACGCGGCCACCAGUCAGAUGGCUGGCGGCUAUGCCUAAACCACCUGUGCCCUGGCCCACCCUGAGGCUGAAGCUGUCGCUGGGUCACAGUGCAGGGUCACCCCGCAAGCCCAAGGCUGGGGAGCCCUGUGUGGAGUCAGCCUGGCAGGGACUAUGCUUUCUCCCCUCUGCUCCUCAGACUCAAGCUCUCGCAGCGCUCCUAAGGAAACAGGCCCAAGUUGGCACAUGUAUGGGCUGGCAGGAG
Molecule: messenger RNA, 879 nt
Organism: Propithecus coquereli (Coquerel's sifaka)
Lineage: Eukaryota; Metazoa; Chordata; Mammalia; Primates; Indriidae
Gene: PLLP
Product: plasmolipin
Exons: 4
Coding region: 126-674 (182 amino acids)
Biological process (GO): myelination
Cellular component (GO): membrane
Molecular function (GO): structural constituent of myelin sheath
Source: RefSeq, a predicted model, not a curated record